Macrosiphum euphorbiae (potato aphid) is the source of this 909-nucleotide messenger RNA. NCBI's taxonomy places the organism in Eukaryota, Metazoa, Arthropoda, Insecta, Hemiptera, Aphididae. The record is from the annotation of a GenBank genome assembly.
AUGAUAUUGUUAGAAACAAAUAACCGCGUUGUUGAAGAAUCCAUCAGUGUGAGAAUUAAAAAUGCUUUGGCAGGAAACAAGCCGGAAAACACGAAUAUAUUCAUAUCGGAUUAUGCGGGAGUGUUGUUCCACAUUUCAAAUUUAGAAGGCCAAAAAAAUCAGCUUAGGGUGAGCAUAGCUUUGAAAUUCUACGCUGAACUACAACAGCAUGGAGCAACAGAACUAUUAAACCGUGUGUAUGGGUCAUAUGUCACAGAACCAGAAUCGGGUUUUAAUUUUUCUUUGCUAGUUGACCUAGAAAAAAUUCCCGAUGAUUGGGAAUUAUUAGUGAAAAAAAUUGGUCAGUUUAAACGUAAUUGUUUCGCUUCAGUAUUUGAAAAGUAUUUUGACUUUCAAGAAAAAGGUGAAGAAGGCCAUAAAAGAGCUGUGAUUAAUUACCGAGAAGAUGAGACUAUGUAUGUGGAAGCAAAAGCAGACCGUGUAACUGUUGUAUUCAGUACAGUAUUCAGAGAUAGUGAUGACAUAGUUUUAGGUAAAGUCUUUAUGCAAGAACUAAGAGAAGGCAGGCGAGCUAGUCAAACUUCACCUCAAGUAUUGUUUUCACACAAAGAACCACCCCUUGAACUGCAAGAUACUAAUGCUCGUGUUGGUGAUGAAGUAGGAUAUAUAACAUUUGUGUUGUUCCCGAGACAUACUAAUCGUGCAGCUCGAGAAAAUACUAUUGAUUUGAUUCAUAUGUUCCGUGACUAUCUACAUUACCACAUUAAGUGCACGAAAGCAUAUAUACAUUCCUGUAUGCGAGCAAAAACAACUGACUUCAUUAAAGUGCUCAACAGAGCUAGACCAGAAUCUAAAAAAUCUAACGAAAAGAAAACUAUUAGUGGCAGAUCAUUCAUUCGAAAGGACUGA